UGGUGGGACGCAUACAGCGCGUGAAAUCAGUGUUAAUCGUUCUGGGGUCCGCCUUUUCGCCCUUUUUCGCCCUCUUGACAGCUCAAAUUAAAGCCUUUCUCCAAACUUUCCUUGCUAGAAAGGAAAAUUUAUCGCCUUUUCUCGUUUUUUCUUGCUCAGACUUGACUCUGUUUGGCCAGGAAGAAAAUGACGGAGCUAAUCCCAGGAGGGUCAUGAUUACCCAGAGAUUAAUGGCUGCCCAUUUCUGGAGCGAGAGAAAUCUUUUGGUGGGUGGGUUUUGAUCGGGCGUUCUGGUUCUGGGUUUGGCGGAUUUUGUUUGGUUGUUGAUAAUGAGAUGGCCACCGCAACAAGGUUCAUCAAAUGUGUUACAGUUGGGGAUGGAGCUGUUGGGAAAACUUGUCUUCUCAUCUCCUACACCAGCAACACUUUCCCCACUGAUUAUGUGCCAACUGUUUUUGACAACUUCAGUGCCAAUGUUAGUGUUGAUGGACAGAAUGUGAAUCUGGGUCUCUGGGACACUGCUGGGCAAGAAGACUAUAACAGGCUGAGGCCUCUUAGUUACAGAGGAGCUGAUGCCUUCCUCCUUUCCUUUUCUCUCAUAAGUAGGCCUAGCUUUGAGAACAUAUUGAAAAAAUGGGUCCCUGAACUUAGACAUUAUGCUCCAUCGGUGCCCAUUGUUCUUGUGGGGACCAAACUAGAUUUGAGAGAAGAUAAGCAGUUCCAAAUGGACUAUCCCAGUGCAUGUACCAUUUCAACCGAACAGGGCGAAGAACUCAAGAAGCAGAUGGGAGCGGUGGCAUAUGUAGAGUGCAGCUCCAAGACACAGCAGAACGUCAAGGCCGUCUUCGACGCCGCGGUCAAGGCGGUUCUUCGGCCUCCGAAGCCCAAGGGACAGACGAAGAAAGGCCAGAGGAAACUCUGCCGGAUACUUUAACCAUAUGGAGCAACUAAUGUGAUUUUGAUGGCCUUCUAAUCCUCGUUCACUCCAUCACAAGAUCCCCUCCUCUUCAUUCCAUCUCCUCUGUGGGUUCUGUUUUUUAUUUGUUUUUACAAUUUUCAAUUGAAUUCUGCUUUGUUUGUGUGGGGAUGGAACCAGCUUGUUGUGCUGUGUUUUGUUGUAUAUCUAAUAAGAUUGAUUCAGUGUGCUUAUUGGAUUUUGAAACACCCCAUGUUUAUAGGUAAUUUAAACUAUACAAUCAUUUUUCACGAAUUUAAAAUUUUAUUUAAUCUUGAGAUUACCGCUCUUGCGG
This is a messenger RNA of Diospyros lotus (date-plum), 1250 nucleotides long. Its product is annotated as rac-like GTP-binding protein 5. NCBI's taxonomy places the organism in Eukaryota, Viridiplantae, Streptophyta, Magnoliopsida, Ericales, Ebenaceae. The transcript is spliced from 7 exons. Gene Ontology annotation, molecular function: GTP binding; protein kinase binding; GTPase activity. Gene Ontology annotation, biological process: regulation of actin cytoskeleton organization; cortical cytoskeleton organization; actin filament organization. The record is from RefSeq and is a predicted model, not a curated record. Bases 335 to 934 code for a protein of 199 amino acids. Gene Ontology annotation, cellular component: cell cortex; cytoplasmic vesicle; cytoskeleton.